Cyclospora cayetanensis is the source of this 1374-nucleotide messenger RNA. RefSeq lists its product as uncharacterized. Lineage: Eukaryota; Apicomplexa; Conoidasida; Eucoccidiorida; Eimeriidae. The transcript is spliced from 11 exons. Bases 1 to 1374 code for a protein of 457 amino acids. The record is from RefSeq and is a predicted model, not a curated record.
AUGCAUCCAUCUGCAGGGGAAGCUGCUGGUAUCCCCUCUCCCAGGAGGCCUCAAAGCCGCGCCAGCACGGGGGUAAGCGAAGGACUGCGCAGCAGGGAGUCUUCCUCUCCCGCCUCCACCGCAAAUGGAAAGCAGCUCCCCGCCAGUCCCACAGGAGAUGCUCGGGAAGAUGAGGCUCUCCCCUCAAUGGCGCACUCUGCAGAGGGGGCCUCACCUACAAGGGGGGGGGCCCCUUGCUCGUUCCAGAGUGUCCAGCGUGCAAAUGCGCCGCUCGCAGACAGCCUGCAUGGACCCUUCCAAGGUGUACCGACAGUGUGCUGGCCCCUCACGACUGCCGAAGCUCGGAAUGCUCCGUGCGCCGCGUUUUCGACUUCCUGCUUGCGGGGAAAUUCCAGGGGAGGCCUCAACAGCAGGGGAGCUCCCCGUAGGACACCUGUCGUGUUGCCCAGUGCAGUGUUUCCCUCUGGCAUGGCCGAUCGAGAAGUUUACACCUAUUUGCCGGAUGUUGAAUUCUGCAGCAGUGCUGACGAGGGCGAAGGCAACUUUCCGCGGGUUCAAAACGGCAGCUUUGUUGGCGGCAGUCGUAGAUCUUCGCCAGCUGGACGGGAAGUGGAAUUUGCUCAUGAGCUUUACAUGGCAGACAACGAAGGGGGGGGUAGACAACGAGGCUCCGAUUCGGUAGAAGCCGCUCUUCUCCCCCUCGAUGGAAUACGAGGCGCCUCUAGAAAUAUUUUGCUUCACAUAUUCUCAGGGAAAGCUUUCCCAGGUGAUUUUUUUGAAUAUGGUGGGGGGUUAAGGAAGGCAGCGUUGCGUGACUCGCAUCUUGUGAGGCGUGCAGACGUGCUGCGUUUUCCGAAGAAGAAUUUUGCGCUUAUGGGAUGCCUUGAUGGACUCUGCGGUAUUAUGGCAGUGGUCGGCGGUGUACAUACAUCAGAAGUUGUACCCCUCGCAGAGCUGUGGACUCGUCUGAUCAAUGGUGGAAAAUGCCUCUUUGGCAUCAGCAUCAUCGUACCGCCUGAAUGCGGCCCAGUCUGGGGAGUGCCCUGUGAUUUCUGCGAAGGCGCAUGGGUGGAAGUGCUUGUCUAUGUUCUAUUCAACUUGAUUUACAACGUCUGCUCAAUGCUGGUACUGAAGCACUGUGGAGCCACUGUGCUUUUCCUCAUAAUGACAGUCCGCCUCCCGCUGACUUCCAUGGCAUUCUACUCAAAGCUUAUCGUGGGAGACAGCGCCGUUCCAGCGAAGGCUACGGACUUUUUCGGCCUGCUCAUCCUCCUUGUAGGGCUCCUCGCCUUCCGCCUGGGUGGACAGAAGUCUUCUUACUUCUCUGAUGAGGAAAUGCUCACUCCCAGGAAUCGCCGAAAACGCGGUCCGUAA